AAACUAGGUUUACCAACGUAACCGACCAUCAUCUACAAGGCUGACUUCUUCCCCUUCUCCACCAGCCCGAUCCAUGCUCCCUCCUGUUGGCUACUCCUUUCUCUCUCUUUCCCUCUCUCCAAACGCCCACCCAAAUACCAACAAAACACAUACAACCUAACCUCUGUCACCCUCUCUUUCUGUGCGAUUUCAGUCUGACCACCUCUUGAGUCGGUUGAUGGCGGUGCGUUUCAACAUUUUCAGAAAUUUGAACAAUGCCGACAACCUUUCAUCUGGGGAUGCGUAAAAAGUUAAGGCGAAUAGUGGUUUUUGUUUUGGUUUCGAUUUAUUGAUUGAUUGAGAACGGAGGAUGGUGAUUGGGAUUGGCUUAGAGUCCUGUGAUACAAUUCAAGGGUUGUCCGGGGUGUUAUUGUUGUUGGGUUUGUGAUAGAGAAAAGGGUUGCUUUUUCAAAUGUCUGAAUUGGUAGCCCGUACUGGUCGGCAUCAGCAGCGCUAUGAGGAUGGUUGCCGCCUGGUUGCCGGGUGUAUUCCUUUUAAGUAUAGAAAUUCUGUUGAAAGCAAUGGUGCUGCAUCUCAGAAGAUCGUUGAGGUGCUAAUGAUCAACUCAACUAGUGGCCCUGGCCUUCUCUUUCCAAAGGGUGGCUGGGAAAAUGAUGAAACUGUUGAGGAGGCAGCACUACGUGAAGCUUUGGAAGAGGCUGGAGUUCGGGGUGAUUUAAAGCAUUUCCUGGGGUGCUACCUGUUUAAGAGCAAAACCCUCCAAGAUGAGUCUUGUCCUGAAGGAUUGUGCAAAGCUGCCAUGUUUGCUUUGCUCGUAAAAGAGGAGCUCCCAUCUUGGCCAGAACAAAGCACUCGCGAGAGAAGUUGGCUAACGAUUCCUGAAGCUAUUGAGUGUUGCCGACAUCCAUGGAUGCGAAAGGCCCUUGAGGAAGGUUUCUCCAAGUGGCAUGAUGAUCACUUAAAAAUUAACGGUAAGGAAGAGGACAUUCACAUUUCUUAACCUCUUUCUUCCCUGAGAAAGGCACCUGUCUCAAGUUGACAUGGUACCUUUACCCUUUUUGACUCUUCAGUAGGAGGUAAGGUCUUCCUCUUUAGGUCGUAUUUCUCUGCUUGUUUCCCCUGACAUUCAUUUCUAGUCUCGUUACUGACUUAUUGAACAUGUUUCAAGUUAUAAUGAAAAAAAAUUAAAAGAAAUUCUCAUAUAUCUUCUCCUAUAGCCAGCAAAGGUGUAAACGCCUUUACUUAUAAGAUCACUGAUUUUGGUGAUCAAACCGAAUGGAACUCACCCACAUGGCCCGGGUUACGGGCGCAUGCCCCCAUUUCUUUACAGUGGUUGCAACGUCUGUAUGUGUGUGUUUUCUCAAGGAGCAGGGGCAUCCCAAUGUGCAGCCACUUUUUUUGUUUGUAUGCUUCAAUUAUUGGAGCCGGAUGAAACAGGAAUGACCUGCAAAAACAGGCACGGGACAAGGAUGCUCUUGUCUCUGUUUUCAGCAA
Messenger RNA from Vitis riparia (riverbank grape), 1494 nucleotides. RefSeq names its product nudix hydrolase 16, mitochondrial-like. The coding region runs from base 452 to 1000 and encodes 182 amino acids. The transcript has 4 exons. Gene Ontology annotation, molecular function: pyrophosphatase activity. The record is from RefSeq and is a predicted model, not a curated record. Gene Ontology annotation, cellular component: nucleus; cytoplasm. NCBI's taxonomy places the organism in Eukaryota, Viridiplantae, Streptophyta, Magnoliopsida, Vitales, Vitaceae.